GUGUGGGUGCAAGAUGGAGAAGGAGAGAGGGAGAAAAGGAUCGUGUGUGUGUCUGUGUGUGUGUGUGUGUGUGUGUGUCCUGCACUGAGAAAGACAGAGUAUGAAAUAGAGUGUGCAUGGCUGUACACAUGCCCGCUGAGUUAUUGCGAGGGGAUAGUCAAAGCCCAGCCCAUCGAUGUUGUAGGUUUUACUACAGCUUUCGUGAUGUCAUGGCAAAGGGCGGAGGGAGGAGGUGGGGGACAAUGGCUCAUGAGGGAAAGAAAAUGAGUACCGGGGGAAACUCCUGAACCAGCGCUGGACGCGUGGAGACAAGAUCAGCCGCUGCCGGCCCUCUCUCAGACUGCAGAGCCGACCAAUCAAAAUGAGUUUGGAUACUGACGACAAGCGUGCUCGCACACGGUCCAAAGCAGGAAGAGUUCCCUCUGAGAUCGCUGGACAGGACCUGAGCUGCCCCACGCCAGGAUGCAAUAGCUCGGGCCAUAUCAGUGGCAAAUAUGCCCGACACAGAAGUGCUCUGAGUUGCCCAUUGGCCAGGAAAAGGCGGCUACAGGAGGCGGAAUCAGAGCAGCCCGUCUCCAAGAGGAAGUCCCACCCCCUGAAGCUGGCCAUGGAUGAGGGCUUUAAUGCAGAGAGUGACUGUAGUGGAGAGGAAGCAGAAGUGAGGGAGGAAGAGGUGGAUGAAGAACGCCCACAGCAGAGGAAUAGCGACGAAGAGUGUGAGGAAGAAGAACAAAUAAACAAGAACACAGAGAGCACCAUUGCCGAGGGAGAUGAGGGUGAUGAAGAGGAGUGCAUCAUCAUCGAGGCGUCCAGCACAGAGAAGCCUAAACUCACAGCUUCUGAAGAUCUCUCCCAAUAUCAGCACAUAGUGGCCAACUCAAUGGCAAACCUCUCCAACCACAACAGCUGUGCCACGUCGCCCCAGCAACAACAACCUGACACCUUGGAAGCAGAACACGGCAGCCCUUCUAGUGAGCUGGAAGAGAAGAAAACAGGAAAUGACAAAGAGGAAACAGGAAACCAAUUUGGAGUUUUUGCAUCUAAGGAGAAUGUAAUGAUGUGUAACACAGGUGAGACUGACGAUGAAGACGAUGACAUGCACACCGAGAACCACAAAGAAUCAGACCACCAGUAUUUUAAUGAGGACAUGCACACACAACAGGAAGUGGAUGAGGAAGAUAAUGAUGAGGAUGAUGAAGGGCUGCGGUCUGAGUUGCACAAAGAGGAGCUACACAAAGAGGAGUAUGAUGAUGUGAAGUCAGAGGAGGGAGGGGAAAGAGACUCCGCCCCCUCGGUUAUCACUGCCACUCAGGGAUCCUGUGUAAGGGAAGACUAUAUUUCCCACAUGCCCACGUUGCCAGCAAACUAUAGCUGUAGUAAGCCCCCCACGGCCUUCCCGAUGGUCAUCGAUGUGCAAUCCGAGGGGUCUGAGAGAGACAUGGAUGGGAAUGAUGAAGACGGGGACGACGACAGCCUGUCUCAGCGUUCCACGGUGGCGGACGAGACGGAGAUGUUCGACGUAAUGCGGGGGAAUCUGGGCUUGCUGGAGCAGGCCAUUGCUUUGAAAGCCCAGCAGGUGAAAGCUCACCGCGAGCUCAGCCGCAUUCCCGAACACCAUCGCUUUUUUCCUCUGGACGACCGGCCCAGCAAACACAUGGAACAUCUCCGCAAGAGCUGCUUUGGAAAAGAGAGUUCAAGAUCAGAGAAGCGCGAGAUCAAAUGCCCGACCCCCGGGUGUGAUGGGACGGGUCACGUGACUGGACUUUAUCCACACCACCGCAGUCUGUCAGGCUGCCCACAUAAAGAUCGGAUCCCUCCGGAGAUUUUGGCCAUGCAUGAGAAUGUCUUGAAGUGCCCAACGCCAGGCUGCACCGGUCAGGGACAUGUCAAUAGUAACCGCAACACACACCGCAGUUUGUCAGGGUGUCCCAUCGCUGCUGCCGAAAAGCUGACCAAAACCCAGGACAAGCCGCACCUGCCCCAGCCCAUGGGCGAGCACAUGAAAGCAGGCAGCCCCAACUCUGACCGCGUUCUCAGGCCCAUGUGUUUUGUGAAGCAGUUGGAGAUUCCUCCGCACGGCAGCUACAGGCCCAGCCUCGUCCCCGCCACGCCACGCGCUAAUCUGGCCAAGGAGUUGGAGAAGUACUCCAAGGUGUCCUUCGAUUAUACAAGCUUCGACGUGCAGGUGUUCGGCAAGCGCAUGCUCGCCCCAAAGAUGCACACCAGCGAAACUUCACCCAAAGCCUUCAAAUCCAAACCUCCAUUUCCCAGAGCAUCUCCCCCAAGUCCCAGCAUGCACAGUGGUUUUGGAAAGAGCUCCUCCAGAGGUUACGAUUAUUCCCAUGAUGCCGAAGCCGCCCACAUGGCUGCCACCGCGAUCCUCAACCUGUCCACACGCUGCUGGGAAAGACCAGAGAACCUCAGCAUCAGACACCAAGAUAAGAGUAUGGAAAUAGAAGUUGACGAAAACGGCACUCUGGACUUGAGCAUGAAGAAACCUAUAAAAAAGGAAGCCGGCAUGUCUUGCGCCAGUCCAGUGCGCUCCCCCGAUCUGUCUUCAUCAUCCUCGUCCUCAUCUCUUCACCAUGGCAACAGCAGCAUCUCUCCCCACUCUUUACACGCCUACAAACAGGAAGAGUGGGAGGGGCCUCUGGACUACACCAAACCCAAUCGGCAGAGAGAGGAGGAGCUAGAAGAGAUGGACCACAGCGCUCACUCAUUCGCCUCGUCCGACCCAGAGGACUGCGACAUGAUGCAGGACAUCCUCGAAGACAGGAAGUACCCCGGAGAGGUCACGACCCCUAGCUUCAAGGUCAGGUUCCAGCCCAAGGACACCAAGAAGGAACUCUUGAUAUGUCCCACUCCUGGCUGUGACGGCAGCGGCCACAUCACAGGAAACUACGCAUCCCAUCGCAGCCUGUCUGGUUGUCCUCUCGCUGAUAAGAGUCUGCGGUCCCUCAUGGCAGCACACACAGCCGAUCUCAAAUGUCCAACUCCAGGAUGCGAUGGCUCAGGACAUAUCACCGGCAACUACGCGUCUCACAGAAGUUUGUCUGGGUGUCCACGGGCCAAGAAAAGUGGGAUAAAAACAACACCCCUCAAGGACGACAAGGAGGACUCGGAGCUCGUAAAGUGUCCAGUGCCGGGGUGCGACAGCCUGGGUCACAUCAGCGGGAAGUACGCCACUCACCGGAGCGCUUAUGGAUGCCCGCUGGCAGCCAGGUGGCAGAAGGAGGGUUUGCUGAACGGGUCUCCGUUCUCAUGGAAGGCGUUUAAGACCGAAGGCCCCACGUGCCCUACGCCUGGAUGCGACGGAUCGGGACAUGCCAACGGCAGCUUCCUCACCCACCGCAGUCUCUCGGGCUGCCCAAGAGCCUCCCUCAAUAAAAAGAAAACCAAGUUCCCUGGAGAUGAGUAUCUCAGCACUAAAUUCAGAGCCAGUGACGUGUUAGACAAUGAUGAAGACAUCAAGCAACUCAAUAAAGAAAUUAAUGAGCUCAAUGAAUCUAACAAUGAGAUGGAGGCAGAUAUGGUCAACCUUCAAACACAGAUCACAUCCAUGGAGAACAACCUGAAAAACAUCGAGGAGGAGAAUAAGAUCAUUGAGGAACAGAACGAAGCUUUGUUCAUGGAGCUGUCUGGACUCAGUCAAGCUCUUAUACGCAGUCUGGCCAACAUACGCCUGCCUCAGAUGCAGGAGCCAAUCACAGAGCAGAAUUUCGAGAGCUACGUGAGCACCCUGACUGACAUGUACACCAAUAAGGACUGCUACCAGAAUCCGGAAAACAAGGCCCUUCUGGAGACCAUCAACAAGGCGGUAAAAGGCAUUAAGGUGUAAAGAGGCUUGAUGCGAAGAGCAUAUUAAUGACACAAAAAGGGCAUUCAGGUUUUUUUGAACAACACUCUAAACCUUCAACCCAGGGAGCAUUCUGUGACGAGAUAUAAAAGAGGUAUAUAAUAUAUAUUACUACGGACCAAAAUCCACAAAAGCUGCUGGAUUGGAAGGGGAGGAGAGAAAGAACGGAACCAAAUCCUUCAGUUUAUUUACAAAGACAAGGAGAGACACAAAUCAAAUAUUCGUUAGAGCUUUGUUUUACAUUCAUCUGGUGAAAAAAGUGAUUGAAGAUGUUUUUGAAGAAGAAGGGCAGGAAGGAGCUCCAAAGCCUCAGUAUGCAGAGUAUACAGGUUUUGGAUGAAAUUUGGGAGGACACUGCUCUUAAACAGCAAAUGUGACGUCUGAAAUGAUAUGUGGUCCUGGAUUCACGCAAGGCCAGACGGGACACACAUAUGCAGUAUUUCCUCAUCCAUCCUUCCUUUUCUUCUUGUUGAAGGCAACGGUUAUGGAUGAAAGGUUGUGGGAAUGAAGAGAAUGUCAUGUUAACAUUCUCUCUGCUUUUUGAGUCAUGCCAUGUGGCUCUGUAAAUUUCACUUGUUAAAACACUAUUUUAUAAGGUUUUUUAUUUAUUUAUUGCCAUUUUAGAGCUACAUGCAGGUGCACUGAUUUAAUCUCCUUUAUUUGUAGUACUUACACUGUAGGACCCAAUGUAGUCAUAUCUUUUUCAUAUGAACAAUGAGUUGCACUUCAUUUCAGUAAAUUCAACAUCCAACAAGAUGAGGGAUUGUUACUGAUACAUAAAUUAUACUAAAUUUGUCCAGACACUUAUUUAUGUUUCGUUAUAAUUUAUUUUUCCCUGUGUUAUUUAUUUUAAUGUACUUAUUUAAAAAUCCACAGUGGAAAAAACAACACUUCUUAUAAAAUGUGACUCGCCACAUGUUUGGAAAGAGAAAAACAUACUACUAAUUUUUAUAACUCCUUUCGUUUGACUAAAGAGUUUUUAAACAGUUUUUAAGUGCAAAUAUUUUUAGCCGAUAAUGUUUUGAUAAUUUUGUAUUUCUCUCUCUCUCUCUCUCUCUCUCGCUCUCUCUCUCUCUCUCUCUCUGCAAAUCUGCAUUUUAUUUUGACCCAAAUUUCCAAACCCGAGGGAGAAGUAUCAUCUCUAUUUAUUAUUUAUUUAAUAUUUAUGAAAUUAUAAAAUGUGAUUGUUGUAAUGUAUAUUUAUUUUGUAAACGUCUCUGUGUGUUUGUGAAGUCUUAGUAGUCUUGAAGAACUUUUGGCGAUUGAAAAAUAAAGACAAAAAACAUGUUUGGACAAGAGAAUUACAAAUUAUGAUUAUCUAAGGUUUUCCUUAUACCAGCAUUACUUCUUGUAGGAAUGUAAAGAGAAAAAAAGCAAUUCCAAAACUGUGGAACCUACAGCUUUGUCUCUUACCCCGUCAAUUUCAACAGGAAGAAGUUCACAGGAGGAAACGGUGAAUCCUCUUUCGCUGUUUUUUAUCUCUUCAAGCUCUCUGUAGUGGCCAAAUACUGUCGCCCCUGAAUGACCCUACGAAUCGCAAAUGGAUUAUUUUUGCUCUUGGCUAAAAUGAUUAUCUUUAGAGACUUUUUGGACCGUGGGAAGUGGGUGGGCAUUUGUGCCACGUGGGGAACGGGAGGUGAAUACCAACCGUCUCAAAGGAAACUCUGGAACCACGAUGUCCUUACUCAGCUAGUGUCACACCCGUGUAGCCUUAUACUAGAAUUUUAUUUCUUCAAUGCACAAAGUGCCACUGACCAGUGCUUUCGUUAACGACGCCGCCCAUUCAGCGACCUCACUUCCCUCGGGUCAUGUGACCCCGUGGCAUAAGUGGGGGUUGUGACAGAUGCCUUUCUUCCUUUGCCAUGAUGGCCAUAUCUACACAAUAUAUUCAUUCUGUAUUUAAAAGAAAAAAGAAGACAAAAAAAGCUAUAUAUAGUAUAUAAACAUACAUAUAUUUUUUCAGUGUAGUUGUUAACUCUUUUUCUCUUAUAAUAGCUAAACAAAAACAAUAUCUUUCCAAAAGCUGUGAGUACUACUAUCGAUAGAUAACUAAAUAUGAAAAAAGACCCAGUUUACUGUGGUUGCGAGGAACCGUGUGUUUUAUAAAAUGUAAACGUACCUAUUUCUAAAGCAAAGGAUAAGAGGAUGUUUGUAGAGUUUCCUAUUUUUCAGCCGUUUUCUGGUCUCACUGGGCCUCUGUGUGUAUGUCAGUCACAUUAAUGGGACAAUGGUUUAAAGGUUAGUCAUAGUGUUCAAUGAGACUGUAAUUGUAGUGUGCUGAUCUGUUUUUAGUGUGGUGUUGUACGGUGUCGUGCAGUUCCGUUGGGACAAACCACGCUGGACAAGUGUGUAAAAUGACAUCAUCACAACAGCGCCUCUAUUUUGCCAAUAGAGCGCGUGUUUCAUUUUGCUAAAAUGGUACUCGCCAACCAUAUCGUUCAUUUGCUAUGAUAGCAGCAAUUGUGAUAGACAGGACACGUGUGCACUAUUCCAAAUCUCAAAAUCUUGAAUGCCAACUAAUGACCUUUCAGACAAGUUUUCUGUGUAUGUGUGUGUGUGUUUAUUUAUUUGAUUUAUUUUAGAAAGAGAACAAACGGCUGUUGGCUAACAGAAAACUGUUCAUUGCACCAAACAAAUUGCGUCACAUUUGCAAAUGUCUUUUGCUUGUCUUGUUGUUGUUUCAUGUGAUUCUGUAUGCUGUCUGAAAUGUCAAAUGCCCUUUGAUGCAGAGACCACGGGGGUUGAUUCAACCAUGUUCAAUUUAACAUCAAGAGCCCCCUUAUUAAGGCUUGCCUUAUCUGACUGAAGUUUCUGGACGUAUUGUUGCCUUUUCACCUCAACAAAACCCUGUAUAGUACGAACUAUCAGAUUUGUUCAGAAGCUUAGUUUGGAUAAACUGAAAAGAUGCGAGACGUUUAGUUUUUAGUCCGAGAUUGUCAUUGGUUUGCCCUCACACCAGAGAAUGAAGCGGACGCUUGUUGCAUAAAUCUUUGUCCAUUUUCAUAGAAUGUCAAAUCCUCUCCUGGCCUCAUUCGCCUCGUUCUCUGUAACCUUUCCACAGGAAAGAUGUGAGUUGCAUUUCAAUCCAAAACCACUUCUUUAGCUGAAAUAAGCAUAACAGCAGAAUCUUCUUCCUUCUAUUAAAUAUUAUAGAGGUAUAGAGAGAAUAUUCAGCGCAAAUGUCACUACUGUUCUCUAAAGAGGCUUUAUGUUGGAAAAGAAACAUUUAUAUCUGCUUAUUACUUCUGACGUGAGAUCCUUUAAGCAUGUGUGAAUUAUUCCUCCUGAUGCAUGCUUUUUAAACGCUCGCUGUCAGAGAAGAUGAGCAGCUAUGAAUGUUAUAGUGAGAUGUAGAUUCAGCCUAAUAAUGUAGCAUGUUCUCUGGAGCAGUGUAGCAAGUUUGUAUUAUAUGUAUCCACUACCCAUCACACCAAGUAUUAUCUUCAUCAGUCACUUUUCCGUACGUUACCACAACAAGAAUAUCUUCAUAUGUAUUAUACUGAAAGUACAGCCUUUCCAAGAGUGACCUUGACUUGACAGGUCAAAUAAAAUGGGUUCCUAUGUCAUCUAUAUUUUUAUGAGAGGAACUGUAAUGGCAUCCAAGUCGGAAGCCUUGUUGAAAUGACACUGUUUGUCCCAUUAAGCUGAUAUAACCAAAAGGCCCUCGUUCUCUGUGUACUGUAGCUUACAGCUCUGUGGUUUCUCAUGUGUGCCUUUUCUCGCUUCUGUUCACUGCAGGAAAGGGUGUGUUUACAUUUAAGGUCUGGGUUCAAAUCCCACUCAGGACGGCGAAUCUUUUUCUUUCCUUCUUUUGACGACAAAAAAAACAAAACAGUAAAGCAGUGAACAUGAUAGGCAGAAAUUGAUAUUCAAAAAAUCGAUCACAAUACAUAAACUUCCCAAACACUUUGUGACAAACUGUGAUUUUGAUUCAGGUUGCACGAUGGGUCAUUUCAUUGAAUCUGAAAUCAAACGUAUACCGGAUGAAGCAUUUAUGCGCAGGGCAUUAUUCUGACAACAAUGGGAUUCUGUACAUUUGUAAUAAAGACGUGUUGUUGUAUGAAAGAAUCUUUCCAAGUAAAUGACAAAAAAAUAUGUAUUUUCACCCACGGCCAAGGCUUGUCCUCUUGAGUCCUUUUUACAGAGAUCAGCUAUUUUUACUGGUGAUUUUGUAGCCACGUUAUUCUCCUUUAGAAAAUGACAAAAAAUGGUACUUCCAAAAAAUAAGCACUUCCACAGCGAUACAUGUUUUUUGUCACUUUUGUAGCAUUUCCGUAGGUUUUUAUUUCUUGUAGAGCAGGACAAGCUAUGGCUGUGCGUGAUUCCGGGUAACUUUGGAAAUGAAGUGUGUAGCUGGUUUUGGAUUGUGACCGUGUUUGUGUACCCUUGUACCUGUGCUCAUUGAUAUCAGUGUUAAAAAAGAACAACAAUGUCUGUUUUGUGGAAGUAUCGUUCAUUUCAGUGUUAUAUAUGGGAAACAUUAAUAAAGAGUUCAUAAUGGUGA
Triplophysa rosa is the source of this 8360-nucleotide messenger RNA. It is a transcript of the gene myt1b, whose product is annotated as myelin transcription factor 1b. Gene Ontology annotation, molecular function: DNA-binding transcription factor activity, RNA polymerase II-specific; RNA polymerase II cis-regulatory region sequence-specific DNA binding; zinc ion binding. Gene Ontology annotation, cellular component: nucleus. Gene Ontology annotation, biological process: regulation of transcription by RNA polymerase II. The record is from RefSeq and is a predicted model, not a curated record. The transcript has 23 exons. Bases 362 to 3838 code for a protein of 1158 amino acids. NCBI's taxonomy places the organism in Eukaryota, Metazoa, Chordata, Actinopteri, Cypriniformes, Nemacheilidae.